UUUAUAUAUCGUUCUCUCAUUCGUUUUUUUUUUUUUACCCUACUCCUUUAUAAAUACUAUGGAAACCAAUUCACAACAACGUCGUCACUCUCAAUCAGUUGCUGUUACUACUGUUAGUGAUUCUACUACUCAUAUGACAGUACCUUUACAUCGAACUCGUUCUCACUCUACUUCUUCUCCACCACCACCACCACCACCAACCAACGGCACAACUCCGGUAUGUCCUCCUCCUUUGGCCGCUCAUAUCCUUCAAUCAGCCAAAUUGAAAAUCAAGGAAAUUGAAGAUAAAGAUAGUACUGGUUUCUUACAUUAUAUGGACGAUCAAGUUCAUGAUACUUGGAAUGGUGCGAAAUCAGCUGUAGCAGAUGCUCAUCGACGUUUAUUAUAUCUUCACGAAUUACCUAUUGAAUGGCAAGAAAAUGAAUAUGUUUUAUCAGGGUACCGCUUUUAUCAUCAUCAUCAUGAUUGUUUGAAAUCUAUUUUCAUGCUUCACAAUGAAACAAUGAAUAUUCAUAGUCAUUUGAUUGGAUUUAUCUUUUUUUUGAUUUUAUCUAUUUAUAUGGUUAACUAUCAAUUCCCUGAAGCCAGUGCCUUGGAUCGAGCAGUAUUUGUGACAUUUUGUGUAGCUGCUUUAAAUUGUUUGUUUUGUUCAUCUAUCUAUCAUACAUUUAUUUGCCAUUCUCGACAUACUAUCAAGUCUUUCACAGCAACUUUGGAUUAUAUUGGGAUUGCAUUUUUGAUCACGGCUAGUGUCUUGGUGACGGAACAUUUUGGAUUCUAUUGUCAACCUGAAGCCGCUCGUCGUUACAUGGUGUUCACCGGCUUGAUGGGAAGUGUCGGUACUAUUUCACCUUUCUUCAAAUGUUGGGAUACAAAGAAAUAUCGUCCUCUUCGCAUUGCCGUUUUUGUUGCUAUGGCUGUCUCUAGUGCUGUUCCUGUUAUUCAUUUGAUUCGUUUGAAUGGUUUAUCUGCUUCAAUUGAAUUCUUCCAAAUGGCCACUAUCAGUGUCUUGAUGUAUUCUAUGGGCGUAUUUAUUUAUGCCAAACGAUUCCCUGAAAAGAUGUAUCCUGGUAGAUUUGAUUUUGCUGGCAUGACUAGUCAUGCUAUCUGGCACGUCUUUGUUUGUUUUGGUAUUUACUUCCAUUACUUGGCAUCUCUUCAAUUUUAUCAAAGCCGAUAUACUUAUAGUUGUGGAAUGACCUAUUGAUCGCUAUUUUUGGAAGGUUGAACAAAAAAUCAAAAUCGAAUUGGCAUUAUAUCUCCACUCAAUAUGAAUAUCCUUAUCUCAGAUCAAGUUAGAGGAACAAAAAAAAAAAAGAUGGAUUGGCUGAGCCGGGCUCAUUCUUCAUUAUUAUUAUUUUUUUUUUAUAUCUUCAUUUCUUUAUUCCCUUACUAGUUAGACUUUGUUACAACUAUACACACCGCACUCACAACUUUUAUAUAUAUACAACGCUUCAUCAUCAUUACUCUUACUAUUAUUAUUUUAUUCUUAUUUUAUUCUUAUUUAUCAUCGUCAUCUAUCAUCAAAAUACGCAAACACACAUAUAUUUAUGGGUAAGAAAUGUUUUAGAUAUCAUUUAUGACACUACUUCAUCCCAAUUUUUUUUAUACCAAUAAACUUUCUGGCCCUCUGGAGC
Halteromyces radiatus is the source of this 1637-nucleotide messenger RNA. Its product is annotated as hemolysin-III related-domain-containing protein. Gene Ontology annotation, cellular component: membrane. Lineage: Eukaryota; Fungi; Mucoromycota; Mucoromycetes; Mucorales; Cunninghamellaceae. The transcript has 5 exons. The coding region runs from base 59 to 1207 and encodes 382 amino acids. Gene Ontology annotation, molecular function: signaling receptor activity. The record is from RefSeq and is a predicted model, not a curated record.